Molecule: messenger RNA, 1824 nt
Organism: Botrytis sinoallii
Lineage: Eukaryota; Fungi; Ascomycota; Leotiomycetes; Helotiales; Sclerotiniaceae
Exons: 7
Coding region: 1-1824 (607 amino acids)
Biological process (GO): regulation of DNA-templated transcription
Cellular component (GO): nucleus
Molecular function (GO): transcription cis-regulatory region binding; zinc ion binding; DNA-binding transcription factor activity, RNA polymerase II-specific
Source: RefSeq, a predicted model, not a curated record
AUGAAUGUAGGCAAACAGAAACUUGGUUGUAAUGUUGAAAAGGAUCCUUUCAAACCUUGUUGUAGAUGUACGCGUCUUGGCAUCGAAUGCAAAUUAGACUCUGAUUUCAAGAGAGUGGCAAAGAGACACAAACAUGCGGAAAUGCAGAAGGAAAUAGAGGAGCUAAAAGAAUUGGUCGCAAAACAAGCAGCACUACUUGCUGUAGCAAAUUCUCCUGAAAAUUUUGGAAAGGAAAACAACGCAUCGUCUUCUAAAGACUCGAAACCAAAAGAUCAAAGGAUUGAUGAUAUCUUAGUAACCGGUGAACAACUUUCUUUUCUGUUCGAUCAGUACUUUUCGCGAUAUCAUCAUAUAUGUCCCAUUCUAGAUCCUACUCAAACAUGUGAUCAGACCUUUGCUCAAGACCCAGUACUUGGAUGGGGGAUCGUUCUUGUAUCAGCUAGACGUUACCCCCAAGAUCCUACUUUGGUACUCAACUUGUCGAAAGCAUAUAUGAAAUCUUUGUGGAACUCUAUAUCUGAUAUGCCUCAAAGAGCGUCAUCUAUAAAAGCUCUGGCAUUGUUAUGUACUUGGCCUGUACCUUUAAUACGAGGCUUUACCAAGAGUAGAAAUGAUAAAGCUUCUGCUACUAUGGGACUGAGUGAAUUAGAUCCGACCUGGAUGUUGAGUGGAAUCAUGAUGCAGAUUUCUCUCCAAACUGGAAUGCAUCGACCCCGCCAUGCACAAGAUUUUCUUAAGCAGACAAGAGAUGUCUCGGAAGCCGAAUUGAGUGAUAGGAAGUUAACGUGGGCUUUGUGUAAUAUUGUCUCUCAAAGUGUUUCGACUGCGAAUGGCCAACCUACAAUAACCAUUUAUGAUUGGGGGCUUGGAGAUGGCCUUGAACAAGAUUCAGAAAUCCUUCCACCAGGCAUCAAACAACGAUUGAAGAUUGAGAAGUUUUGUCAGAAAGUCUCGAAAACAUUAUAUGGAAAUAGCUCCGAAGUGACAGGAGUCCUAUCUAAUAUCGAUGAACAAAUUUCAAUGACUAACAUGCUCGAACAUCAAUAUCAACAAUUAGAGUCCGAGAGUGUUACGUUCUCAUCACUUAAUAAAUUAUACUUGCUUGCCGCUCGACUUCAUUUGCACACCUUUGCAUUUUAUGUCCCCGAAUUCUCACCAAACCACUUAAGUGCCCUUUCCUCGGCAUAUAAUUCUGCUACAAGAUUUAUUCAAGCACUUCUCGAUUACGAUCUUCAUUCCGAAGCAAUACUUCCUUAUUGCUCAUAUUACAUUCUCAAAAACUUGAUAUGCGCAUCAUGUGUCCUCUUAAAGAUACUAAAUAGUACAUAUGCCAUGCAAUUCGAUAGCACACAAGGGAGAUCCCUCUUCAAUGCCGCGAUCUUGGCAUUGAGAUCCACAAGUUUAGCUACAAAUGACUUCUCGGAUCGCAUUGCUGAAGCAUUCGCCAGAAUGUGGAGGAGUGCUGGGUCAGGGGAUUUAAACCGAAGACGCGAGGACUUUUCCCCUAUAGAUAUUAAAAUUCAAUCUAGAAUGUCUAUAAGCCAUGUUCAUGAUUGCUUUCUACGUUGGAGAAAAACAAUUAAUCCUCCCGCGACUGUAAAAACUAUCUCAGAUACCAAUUGCAACGGCCCUUUAAAUCAUUCUGAUACCUCAUACAACAAUAUGAAUGGUGAUGUUACGCAAGAUCAAGGCGCCACUGCAACCUAUUUCCAGCCCGGAUCGUUAGAAGAAGCGAUGAAUUUUCCACCUAUGAUUGCGGAUUUUGAUUUGCUAAAUUCAUUGGAUUGGAAUUUCGAUGAGAAUCUACUUGCCACUUGGACAUGA